Molecule: messenger RNA, 986 nt
Organism: Mangifera indica (mango)
Lineage: Eukaryota; Viridiplantae; Streptophyta; Magnoliopsida; Sapindales; Anacardiaceae
Product: pectate lyase 1-like
Exons: 4
Coding region: 16-963 (315 amino acids)
Molecular function (GO): pectate lyase activity
Source: RefSeq, a predicted model, not a curated record
GGUUUUGUCGGAAAGAUGAUUGACAAUGUUGGUGAGGAUAUGAUCUAUUACAUAGUCACGAGUUCUAAUGAUGAUCCGUUAAACCCUAAACCUGGAACCUUGAGAUACGGAGCCACUUUAAUCUCUCAAAAAGUGUGGAUCACUUUUCAAAGAGAUAUGCAUAUUAAACUUAGGAAACCGCUUCUGAUAAGUAGUUUUACCACCAUUGAUGCUCGUGGUUCACGUAUUCAUAUCUCAGGCAUUGGAUGUCUCUUGAUCUACGAAGCAAAUAAUGUCAUCAUUCACGGAUUAUACAUCCACCAUUGCCAGCCAGCAGGAUCAGGCGCAGUUAUUGGUCCAAACUCAAAGAUUCUUAAUUUGGGAGCAAUAGAUAGCGAUGCAAUCAGGUUGGUGGCAGCAUCAAAGAUUUGGAUCGAUCACAAUACAUUAUAUAAAUGUCAAGAUGGUCUAAUUGAUGUCACUUUAAGCUCGACGGAUAUUACAAUCUCCAACAAUUGGUUCAAAAAUCAAGAUAAAGUUAUGCUUCUUGGGCACGAUGACAUGCAUGCAAGUGACAAAAACAUGAAAGUCACAGUAGUAUUCAAUCAUUUUGGACCUAAUUGUAAUCAACGAAUACCACGGGUGAGAUAUGGAUUUGUUCAUAUAGCUAAUAACCUAUACCAAGAAUGGACGAGCUAUGCUAUUGGGGGGAGCAUGAACCCUCAAAUUAGAAGUGAAGCCAACUUGUAUAUCGCCAAAAAAUCAGGGCAAAAGGAGGUGACAUGGCAGUUAGGAAGGUCGUCGAAACUUUAUUCAGUGGGGGAUAUUUUUGAAAACGGUGCUUCUUUUAAAGCAACAGGUUCUGGAAAUAUACAGCCGAAUUACAACGAUGAACAGAGAUUUCAAGUUGCAGACGCAAAUUCUGUACGGGCAUUGACAAAUGCAUCAGGCGUUUUACUCUGCUCGCGGGCACUAAAAUGCUGAGUCGCUCACCCGCAAAUUUUAAA